AUGGAUAGAGAUCAAGCAGAGAUGCAAAGUGUAGGUUUCUUUGGCCUCUUCAAAGAAUCUGUAAAAACCAUCUUCUCAUGGAAGAAAAUCUUCGCUCAGAUCACCGUAACUUUCAUCCUACCACUCUCUUUCAUUUUCCUGGCUCAUAUCAUCAUUGCUGACGUACUUAAUCUGCGUAUCGAGCGCUAUGAAAAUAGGGACAAUCAGUACUACUAUCAUCGUAGGGUAUCAUCUGAAUGGAUCGGCUAUUGGGUUUUCAAGUUUGUCUAUUUGACCUUCCUCUUCCUCUUUUCUCUCCUCUCAACUGCUGCAAUCGUUUACACCAUAGCCACCGUGUAUACCGGAGGUGAUGUGACAUUCAACAAAGUCAUGAAAAUUGUCCCUAGGGUUUGGAAGAGACUUGCUUUAACUUUCUUAUGGACUUAUUUUGGUUUUUUUAUCUACAACGUUGUGUCGGGAGUAGUACUUCUCAUCUGGGCAACCACCAUUUCGGAAACCACGUUUGGUUCGAUCCUGUUUUGGGUGUUGUUUUCUGUAUACGCCAUCGGGUUUAUUUAUAUUACAGCGAUAUGGCAGCUUGCUAGUGUGGUUACUGUUUUAGAAAGCUCGUAUGGACUGAAAGCAAUGAUGAAAGGCAAUAGUCUUAUUAAAGGGAAGAGGUGGUUAUCAUGGUUUGUGUUCUUCGUGUUAUAUUGCAUCUUUGCAGGGAUCUUGAUCUUGUUCUACGUGUUUGUAUGGAACUUCACAUUUUUAACGCUAAUCGUGGGUCUAGUGUGCCUCUUUUUACUUAUGAACAUGUUUCUGCUUGGCUAUGUCGCCCAAACGCUGCUUUAUCUUAUUUGCAAGUCGUAUCAUCGUGAACCCAUCGAUAAGGUAGGAUUGUCGACUCAACUUGGAGGUUAUCUAAGCCAGGUCGAGCCUGUGUUCAAGGCCAACAAGGAUGUUGAGCUAGGGCAGCCUCCUCGUCAACCUCAAGUUUGA
Lactuca virosa is the source of this 981-nucleotide messenger RNA. The record is from the annotation of a GenBank genome assembly. NCBI's taxonomy places the organism in Eukaryota, Viridiplantae, Streptophyta, Magnoliopsida, Asterales, Asteraceae.